Molecule: messenger RNA, 1845 nt
Organism: Manduca sexta (tobacco hornworm)
Lineage: Eukaryota; Metazoa; Arthropoda; Insecta; Lepidoptera; Sphingidae
Exons: 1
Coding region: 49-1647 (532 amino acids)
Source: RefSeq, a predicted model, not a curated record
CCUCGCCUGCGCGCCGCCACGCGACACAGCGAAAGUGAAAAUAUUACAAUGAAACUGACAGUGCGUCUGUUUGCCUUUUGGUUGUUUGCCCUUGCGGUCGCUGACGCCAACGACCCGGCACAAAUUGAGAAGCAUAACAAGAUCAAGACUUACCAACUCGAUGUGCCGGGAAAGGAACCGAUAACAAUCGUAGAAAAUGAAGAUACAGAAAGAAAUUGGAAACAGAUCAUGGACGUGAAGGAUGAAAAGGAUAAUUUGGAAAUGAAAAAUUUAAUGACUCAUAUAGUUCAUGAUUUGGAUGGAAACAAACCCCGUUGCUACGGACCAUCGUGUCAAGAAGGACAAGGUGACGACGACGAAAACUUCGAUGAUUAUAUUUUAACUUCCGAUAAAUUAAAGGACUUUGGAGAUUUUCCUAAGGACCGAUUGCAAGCUAUUAGCGCGUUAGCUGCGAAACUUAAAAAGGAAAAAUAUAAGCUUGAUCGAUAUCCGCAACCUGAUAGUGAAGAAGAUGAAGAUAAUAACGGAAAAGUUUACACAACCUGGAAUAGAUUAAAAGUGAAACAGCAUAAACAUCCUUACGAUGAUAAAGAUGGUUGGGUAACUUUGGAGCCCGUUGCAUGGUCUUCCAGCAAGAUAUCAAAAUGGAAACCGAACGUUAAAAAGCAGAAGCCUAGCUAUUGGAAUGAAGACGAAAACAAAUUCCCUGAUGAUGACAGAUAUAUGUCUAAUGUUGGGUCAAGCAUCAGCAGUAGUAGCAGUAGCAGUGGAGGUUAUAACUACCCACAAAAAAGACCAUCGCUAUCUCGGCCAGGAUUCAUCAAUAACAAAUUGCACGUGCCUCAUGAAUACGAGCAAGAGUUACCCUCUAGGCCUACGUGGAGUAAGCCUCAGCAAGCAUCAUAUCCCCCAUUAUGGGCACAGGAUGACAGCAGACGUCCACACAAACCAAACUGUGAUAAUGAUGAUGGUUAUCCAAAUGAAGACACGGUAUAUUACGGCAUGUCUGAUUCCGUUAUGACAGACAACCGCCCAUCAAACUUCCCUUAUGAAUACGAAGCACUGCAUCCGUCAUCCAGCUCAAAACGUCCUUUUAGAAGACCUACUCAAGUAGUCUAUUCUGGGCCUUCAGAUUACGAUAAUGAUCGUGCUUCAAGACCACCAUACGGUGAUGGUCAAUGGGUUUUAUUAUCGACUACCAAAGGCUACAGGAAUAAGAAAAGACAAAGGUCUCUGAGUUCGCCUGCAGAUGAACCAACUGAUGCAUCAACUGUAACAUCUCAUCAGGCAAUUGCCUUAACCGUUCUGCCGGUUGACAAUAUACACACAAACAUGACAACAUCUCAUGGCGGAUUGUUAGAAGUUGAAAAGAGUUUUCAAACAGUAGAAGAAUCGAAGAGAGAUUUGGAUAAGAAAAAUGAUUUAGAUGUGUCUGCUUCACAAAUAAGGCCAGUGAAAAGCAAAGUUGUGCGGAGGGUGAUGUCUAACGUUUCCCCGGAUAGCUCCACGCUGCUGGCUGCAGUUGGAGCUGGCAUGGUCCCUGCUACGAUGGCCAUGGUUGUACCUAUGAUGUUAGGGCGAAGAAGAAGGGACAUUCAAGAACCAGAAGAUGCCCAUAUACAAAAUAUAUUGUUUAGAUACCAAUAGGUUACUAUUUAAGUAUGAACUGUGAUUGCAUUAUUAAUUUAUAAAGAUAUUUAUAAUGGUAUUGUUAUACCUUCGGUCGUUUAUUAACAAAAAAAAAAAAACGUUUGAGAAAUAUUGUUAACGUUAUAAAAAUAUUAAUUACUUAUAAGGUAUUUUAUAAAAUCAUAUUAGAUGUUUGAAUUUUCCGGUUAUACUAUA